Messenger RNA from Clupea harengus (Atlantic herring), 1004 nucleotides. RefSeq names its product microfibril associated protein 5 (gene mfap5). Lineage: Eukaryota; Metazoa; Chordata; Actinopteri; Clupeiformes; Clupeidae. Gene Ontology annotation, biological process: embryonic eye morphogenesis. The record is from RefSeq and is a predicted model, not a curated record. Gene Ontology annotation, cellular component: microfibril.
GAGAAGAGGAGGGAGGGAGGAGAAGGAAACAGGGGGAGAGAGAAUAGACAAAAGUUUCAGAAAACAAAAGGAGUGCCAGCGGACAGAAGAGUUGUGACUCAAAACUUUGGUUGGCUGCAUAUCUGAGAGAUGGGCAGCUACCCAAUCAUCUUGUUGCUGUGCUGUUUCCAUGCGCAAGUUGCAGUUGUCCGCGCCCAACAAACUGAGGUUACCGAAGAUGUAGUGGACACACCACCAUCUGACUGCCGGGAGGAGAUGUACCCCUGCACCAGGAUGUACUCCGUCCAUCGGCCCAUUAAGAGAUGCAUCCACUCCCUGUGCCUUUACAGCCUCCCUCGAGUCUACGUGAUCAACAAAGAGAUCUGUGUGCGCACCGUCUGCCAACAGGACGAGCUGCUCAAGGCCGAGCUGUGCAGGGAGAAAUCUGGCUGGCCCAAGCGUCUCACGAGGUCAACUAAAAAACGCUGUCGUCGUGGAAACACAAAAACCUGGGCAAACAAGGCUUGAUCAAGAGGAGGUGGCAACAUGGAGAAGCAGAAGAGAGAGAGAGAGGGAGUGUGAAAGGGAGGGGGUGAAUAACAAAUCACAAAAACUCCAGCUUAGCAACUGUUACUGUUUUCCUGACAGCAAUCCAGUUCAACAAUAAAUCUAAACUGACUCACUAAACUAUUUUAUAAUCAUUAAUCAAAAUUUGUUUGUUUGUUUAUUUGUUUUUUAAAUAACAACCACUUCGAUUAUAUGUGGAAAGUACACAUGUGAGGAAUCACUUUGUUAUUUAGAUGAUGUUCUCAUGUUUACACUGACAACAACAGAACACUUUGUUACGAUACUGAAUGUUGAAGUGUCUCACUGUUUUCUAGCAUAUUUCUACAUACCUGUACCUGUAUAGUUUUUUGCUAAAACUCUUAUUAUAUUAUAUCUACACAUUUCUACAAACCAGCCUUUGUCACUAAGAUGAAAAGGUGGGUAAAAUAAAUAAAAAUGAAAAAAAAAAAAAAAAAAAA